AAAUGAAAUAUUUUUUCCCUGCUUCGCGGAACACCUCCCCGCACCUCCCCGCACAUCCCGCUCAUCUACCGCUUCCCCUCCUCCCUCCUGAUCCGGCACCUACUACCAAGAAAUCCAUUCACCUCCGCCAUGACCGAAAGUCUCAACUUCGAAACCUCCGCUCGAAAAAGCUCGCCGGCUGAACCAUCCGGCGAAGAAGACAGCGGAGGACACUCCCAUCCCCUUUUGCAGCCGAGGCGCGAGCUUUUCGAGUACGGUCUCCUUCCCAUUCCGAAGCUAAUCUUUACAGAUGGAAUCGUAACCCUAAUAUACGUUAAGGAGAAGCUUCUCCAGCGUCAUGCCACGGCUCUACACCGUGUCGACGCGCUUGGCCUCGCCGAUGGUCUCCAGAUCUCGCUUGUCGAUGCUGGGAUUGUUCUGGAUACUCUCGUUUCUGUCCUUCCGUAUGAGCCGGAGGAUCUGAAUUCCGUCGAUGUUCGUGAUCUCGUUCUGUUUUUAUACAUCCAGUCGUAUAGAAGACUGGUAUCCAAGACGCAUAAGGAUUCUGCAGCGGUUGCAGAUGUUUGGCCGUCGACUUCUGCGUUUGAUGGAUACCUAUCGGCUCUCACGCCUAUUCAGCUCAAACGCUGUAGUAGUCGCCGAUCUAUGCCUUCGCCUGCUGAUGAAGAAGCCCAUCAGUUGUCAUAUCUUGAGAAGCACAUGGAAAACAUAGUUUCUGUUUUGGCUGACUCAGUUGAGGGCGAAGGGGCUGAAUCACUGGUUUUAACUUUGGACAGUUUUCAGCGCCUUGGGCUUCUGAUUCAAUUCUUUGACGAUGGCCACGAGGGAAUACCGCUUAGCCAAGCUUGUCCUUUCUUUGCAAACUGUGAUGACAAUGCCUCUAAUAUUUCUGUGUCUGCUAGCAAAGUUCUUGACUGGCUUUUGCGAAGUGUAGCAAUUUCUUUGGAGCACAUUGUUGCUGCUGAUAAAUCACCUACAAGAGGAACUGGAAUGGGGGGCAUUAAUGAUGUGGAUGUAACAAUGAUGGAUGCCUCCGCAAACAAAGCAAAGCUGCAAAGCAGUGGUUUGCAGAGUGGAUUAUUUCAACCUAGUACUGUACAGUCGAGGAGUCAGACUAUAGUAGACGGUAUUUCUAAAGCUUCUGUAGUGAAGCAAGUUUCUGACACGAUAAGACAUCCUGUCAAGGUUUUGAAUUGCCAUGAUUCAGUGAUAUAUAUAUUGGCUCCGCUGAGUUAUGCCACUGUUUAUGGUUGUUCUGAUGCAACGGUUGUUGUUGGUGCUGUUGGCAAGGCUUUGAGAGUGGAGCAUUGUGAGAGGGUGCAAAUUAUAGCUGCUGCAAAGCGCAUAUGCAUUGUGAAUUGCCGUGAAUGUGUUUUUUACCUGGGGAUUAAUCAUAGUCCCCUUGUACUGGGAGAUAAUCAUAAACUACAAGUGGCCCCUUACAACACAUUUUAUCCCCAACUGUUGGAACACAUGUCUCAAGUUGGUAUAAAUGCAAUUAUCAAUAGAUGGAAUGAACCCAUUGUGCUGGGAAUGGUGGAUCCUCAUGACUCAUUACCUCAUCCUGCCGGGUUAUCUGAUACUCAGUCCGAGUCAGCAACAUGUCUUGAUCCUGACCAGUUUACUAACUUUUUGGAUUUCAUGCAUAUCCAGCCAAGGAGAACUUGAAGCAAUGAAUUUGAAUAAAGAGAUUCAAAGCCAUAUAGGGUUUGUCUGGUAACAAAUUUAGUAAAUCCUGUAAAUCCAGAUUUAUUAAAUCCUGCCAACACCAGGAUUUAGUAAAUUCAGAAUUUAAGACCUUGGAGGAAAUGAGAAGAAACUGGAUUUACUAAAUCUAGGAUUUAAAAUUUACCCAUUUAUUUUUUUCUGGCAUAUUUAAGUUAAAUCCUUUACCAGACGGCACCAUAAACUUAUCUUAAUUAUCUUGGGUUCAGAAAGAAUACAAAAACAAAUUCAAUAAGCAGUAGCUAAAAAAAAACUCAUUGUCUGAUUAGUUUCUUCAGGCCUUUUGCACGCCCAACGUGGAAUAGAUAACUACUUUGGAAUUUGCUCAAACUCGAUUUUAUAUCUCUUUACAAAGAGGAAAUCUUGCUGCUUCUCAAACAAGAAAACCAUAAAUAAAAGAAAUAUCUAAAAUGUAAAAUUAAAUCAAAUCUACAUCAUGUGAAAGAAUAUGCAGAAAUAAUUUGUUUUGAGAAGUUUUAAAGUUUGCCCCUUUUUCUUUAGGAUCUCUUAUGAAUGUAGACGGAUUAUCAUUUUUCUAAUCCCUUUCCUUGCUUUCAAUCUCAAAAUAUUAAUACUGCUGUGACUUCACAUCACUCUUUUCUACAUUCUUCUUG
Molecule: messenger RNA, 2339 nt
Organism: Phalaenopsis equestris
Lineage: Eukaryota; Viridiplantae; Streptophyta; Magnoliopsida; Asparagales; Orchidaceae
Product: TBCC domain-containing protein 1
Exons: 7
Coding region: 130-1668 (512 amino acids)
Source: RefSeq, a predicted model, not a curated record